Molecule: messenger RNA, 1727 nt
Organism: Exophiala dermatitidis NIH/UT8656
Lineage: Eukaryota; Fungi; Ascomycota; Eurotiomycetes; Chaetothyriales; Herpotrichiellaceae
Exons: 3
Coding region: 310-1539 (409 amino acids)
Molecular function (GO): oxidoreductase activity
Source: RefSeq, a predicted model, not a curated record
CGAGAAACCCACUGCUUGGUCCAACGACCCCCUGCAAGCUUUCUCCACGCCCACUGGACAUAGCCCAGAUCACCUCCUGAACGACGUGGGAUGUUGGUCGACGAUACUACACACACCAUAACUCUCGGAAAUGGCGUCAUGUGUGUGCACGCAAUGCAAUGCAGGAAAGGUGGUUUGAUCAGUGAAGAUGAUGCCGAAGAUAAAACGGUACAGUACAUUUAUAUUCUUCAGAUCCAUCCAAUCCAACCCCUAGCCUCUUUGUUGUGAUUCUUCAGGGGUCUCCUUAGAAAAGACUAAACAAAAACCAUCAUGGGCUCUAUUACUACCGAGACGACAGCGGCACAGCCGGAUAUAGGCUAUAAACCGGACUUUGAGAAAUAUCAGGCGCGAACAAAGCUCCGCCUGCAGACCGAGCCCCUGCGAGAAAAGGGUCUACCACCGGGCUUCCCACGGCAGCUCGUGUCUGAUCUCGUCUGGGAAGGAGAAGGCCUGGCCGACAAGUAUGACUGGACUUAUACUCUCACUGCCGAAGAUAUCGAGGAAUUGGAAAGGGCAUUGGCACAUUUCAAAUCCUUGAACAAACCACUUGGAUAUAUCAGCCAAGAGACCUUCCCAUUGCCUAAGCUCCACGAGACUCUUCGAGACAUCUCUCGAGAGCUGCAUUUCGGACACGGCUUCAAGGUUGUCAGAGGCGUUCCCGUGGACACACACUCUCGCGAGGACAACAUAAUCCUUUACGCAGGGCUUUCGUCCCACAUUGCACCUGUUAGGGGCCGCCAGGACAACACGUACAAUGGAAAACCGGCCGAUGUUGUCCUCAACCACAUCAAAGACCUGAGUACCACUGCUCAAAAGGCCGUGAUCGGUGCUCCGGCAUAUACCGCGGAUAAGCAGGUGUUUCACACCGACUCGGGAGAUAUUGUUUCGCUCUUCUCCCUGAGUACUGCUGCCAAAGGCGGGAAGAGCAGGUUGGCCAGCACCUGGAGAGUGUACAACGAGCUGGCAGCCACCCGGCCCGAUCUGAUAGAGACAUUGUCUCAGGACUGGAUUGCUGAUAACUUUGGAAGGCCCGGUCAACCCUAUACCGCGCGACCGUUGCUGUUCUUCCAACCUGCAUCGGCCGACAAGCCGGAGCGUGUUAUCCUCCAGUAUGCGCGCCGGACCUUCACCGGAUUUGGCGCACUGCCCCGGUCCAAGGAUAUUCCGCCCAUUACCGAAGCGCAGGCGGAGGCACUAGACGCCCUGCAUUUCCUGGGUGAAAGGUUCAACGUCGGCCUGGAUUUUCGCAAAGGCGAUAUUCAGUACGUUAACAAUUUGGCUGUCUUCCAUGCAAGGGAUGGGUUCGAGGACACUGCGGAGCAACAGCGCCACCUCCUUAGACUUUGGUUGCGUGAUCCCGAAUAUGCUUGGGAAACACCAGAGGCGUUGAAACCAAGGUGGGCGCAGCUGUAUGAUGGCGUGACUCCAGAGAAUCAAGUUUUUCCCUUGGAGCCCUAUGUCAGGAGCUCGAGCAAUGGAGAUUCGAGGACGAAAACGUAGUUGUAAAGGGCCGGAUAAUAGGAGAAACCAUACCUAAAGCAUAAAUGCAUAAAUGCUAAAGCUCGCGGUCCCCAGUAUGCGUCUCAAUUGUCAGUGGAAUGAAUGUCCACUUUCCCCCGUUGUUGGGCUAGUCUCGUCUCCAGCUGUAAUGGAGAAGGUUCGCCACGGUCCGUAGUAGCAAAUCAUCG